Gongylonema pulchrum is the source of this 398-nucleotide messenger RNA. NCBI's taxonomy places the organism in Eukaryota, Metazoa, Nematoda, Chromadorea, Rhabditida, Gongylonematidae. The record is from the annotation of a GenBank genome assembly.
UUGGCGCAUUUUUCAAAUUUGAGCGGAAGAGCCCGUUAACAGUGUUGUUAACGCUAUGCCUUUCCCCAGUGUUGCAGAUUUUUAAUUUCGAUGUUCGACAAUUAGAUUGGAAUUCUUAUCUUUUUGAUUAUCUUAUGGGCGUCAAACGCUACGUUGAAGUUGUAUUCGGCAGUUGUCAGUGCGCUGUUGUGGUGGAUUUCUAUACGCAUGUUUGCAAGGUUCUUUUUGUUAAUAGCACGCUAACACUUUGCAGGAAUCGCUCAAAAAGAUAUCAGUGGUUUGGUUGGAGCGCUGGAUUCAUUUUCACCUAUAUUUGGUCAAAUUAUAGCUUGCGCCAACCAGUUCGCUUGAAAAAUUUGGAGGAAUAUAAGCAAGGAACAGCUGUCAUCACUCACUGA